AUGCCUGCCUUUGGCUAUUCCGUAGGCGACUGCAUCGCCUCCGUCGAGCUUCUCGUCCGCAUCAUUAAAGCGCUCCGUGAUAGCGGCGGAUCAGCCUCCGAAUUCCAACAGCUGCAGACCGAUCUCGAAUUCUUAGGAGCGAUACUCAAACAGCUUAAGAUUUUCGACGUGGUUCCUGAGCAUAGUAGAGCCAUAGCUUCAGCCUUGGCGACAGCCCAGAGUGUUGCUACUUCCAACGCAAUUUCUCAUGCAAAUGCCCUGCAGCGGGUGGAAAAUGGCUUAUCUCAACUCGCCGUCAACGCGAAAGACAACACCCAGCAGACUCAGUCUAACCAAAAGGUGCUAAUGUCAGCACUCGAACUAUCACGGACCGAGGCUUCCGCCCAUGCUGGUUCCAUCGCUGCGUCUUCCCAUCGUUUAGAAGAUGCCAUGUCUGACCUUACCCUUGCGUUCAACAACGGCUUCCGCAUAUGGGAGACUGACCAAAGGCAAGUUUACCAAAAUAUGACCAAGGACCUCACGAAAAGGGAAGAAAGAAUCUCACAGCACAUCUCCCAAGCGUCCAACGAUCAACUACGGGCUUGGAAUUGCUUCACUGAAGAAGCGAGAAAGUGCGGGCAGAGUUCUCAAAGCUCAAUGACAUUGCUCCAUGAAGCUGUUGGAUCUCAAUCAUCGCUACUUGAUUCACGCCUAAGUCAUAUGCAUGCGUCUAUCGAUGCUCAUACCUCUGAGACCAUUGCACUCUGCACUUCGCUCCGGUCUGGUAUAGCGACAUUGGAGAGACUUUCUGAUGAUAAAAGGCAGCAAAGCAGAAGGUUCUCCGGCCAGAAUCGGGACGAUUUCAAUGUUCCCUCCUCGUUAGCAUCUCGGAAUCAACAGCUCAUGCGAAGCAGCCCACAUUGGACCCACAGUCCAGCGAACGCUUCAUUUGAUUGUGCGACACCUCCCAUAGGAAUACUUGUGGCACAACUAUUAGAAAGUGUUAUCAUCGCUUUGUGGGUAGUGCCAUGGACACUACUUCGCAAAUUCCUGGUUCUACUCCAACGAUUCGGGAAGAACAUCGUCCUCUACAGGACGCCGAGAUUACACAUCUCGGAGUGUAUACACUUUUUCGACGCUCUUGGCGGGACUCGCAUUCUCCAGUAUGACAUCUGUAGGGACUGGGAUACAUUUCACUUUCUCCUCCGCAAGCACUAUUUUGGCCGUCCAGGAUCUGGCAGGGUUCAAAGAGAGGAAUUCCUACUCCUAGAUCUUCGAACCAGGAAAGCCUUCUCAAAAGCAAACCGGUCGAGGGAGCUCUCCCCAGGAUCUCAAGUCGCAAUGUCAAUAAAAAUUGAUGAGUGGCGGUUCUACGGGAGAAGAUGUCCGCGGCCUUCGUGCAGCGGAUUUCUUAAGAAGAUAAGAGAGAACUUUCAGUUCUAUACGCAAUGCACUGUGUGCUGCACGAUUCUGCACUCAACAGAUGCCCCGACCCCUGCUUCUCCAACUCUGGAGAACGAACCCCAGAUCCAAACGGCGCAUCACAACAUCAAGGGACAAGUUCAUGGAUGUCCAGCUAUAUCUUCAAUGGAAACAGAGGAGCUUAAGGCUUUCCGCCGAGUACAUGUCGGACCAGAGAUACCCUCAAUGGAUAUAGAAGAGAUUGAGGCUUGUGGAAAAGGUUUAGAAGGGACGAAACAUGCACCCUUUCUUCGCAAGGACAAGCUUAACACGCAUCUUGAGAGGGCACAUAGAAAGGAAGCAAUGCCAAUAAAGCACCAGACCCUGGAGGAUAAAUAUAAGUUGAUAAAAUCUCUUCUCUCGCCUGCACUAACCACAGCCGCCGCCACAAGGGAGAGGCAAGAGACCAGCGAGGUUUUAAUCGAGUCGAAAAGCGAUGUUGAUCUGGCCUCUGGAUUCGACAUCGAUCCGGCCUUGGGAUUCGACAUCGACCCCCCCUCCGUCGUUCCGGUCUUUAGAUUCGACACCCAUUUCCGCGCCGUGGGUUCAACAUUGAAUGUGGCUUUGAGGAAACCCGAGAUCAGAUAUGGAAGCAGAGAUGCAGUAUUCGCUUGCAGCGAUUGCGAAUAUCUGCAGUUGUCAUCUCUGAACCCGGCAUGUGUGAUGUGUGGCCAUUUUUGA
Molecule: messenger RNA, 2121 nt
Organism: Mytilinidion resinicola
Lineage: Eukaryota; Fungi; Ascomycota; Dothideomycetes; Mytilinidiales; Mytilinidiaceae
Exons: 6
Coding region: 1-2121 (706 amino acids)
Source: RefSeq, a predicted model, not a curated record